AUGCUCUUUCAAAUACCGGCCGUCCGAUACCCAUCAACCCCCUCACCACCUUCGUCUUCGUCUUCGUGUUCGUCUCCGUCCCCUCGAAACCCUCCACGGCGAUCUCCACGCUCUCGGAUGGAGUCGAACGCGAUGGUGUGGUUUCGGAAGGGUCUGCGGAUCCACGACAACCCGGCGCUGGACCACGCGCGGCGCGGCGGCUGCGCCCGCCUCUUCCCGGUCUUCGUGCUCGACCCGCGCUAUCUCGAACCGGACCCGACUGCCUUCUCGCCCGGGUCCGCCCGGUCCGGCCUGAACCGGAUCCGGUUCCUCCUCGACAGCCUCGCCGACCUCGACUCCGCCCUCCGCAGCCUCGGCUCCCGCCUCCUCCUCCUCCGCGGCGAACCCGCCCCUCUCAUUUGCCGCGUCUUAAAGGACUGGAAUAUCGGGAAGCUUUGCUUUGAAUUUGACACGGAGCCGUACUCUCUAGCACGCGAUAAGCAAGUUUCGGAUUUUGCCUCUGCUUCAGGAAUCCAGGUGUUUUCUCCCGUUAGCCACACCCUCUUCAACCCCGCAGAUAUCAUAGAAAAGAAUGGGGGGCGAGCGCCUUUGACGUAUCAAUCAUUUGUAGCACUUGCCGGGAAGCCCCCAGAGCCGCUAUCUGUGACGUAUCAUGAGCUUCCUCCUGUAGGAGAUACUGGGGAAUAUCAAUUGCUAAGCGUUCCGAAAAUUGAGGAACUUGGCUAUGGAGAUAUUAGUCAGGAAGAGUUUUCUCCCUUCCGAGGGGGUGAGUCAGAAGCUCUGAGGAGAUUGAAGGAAUCGCUUAAGGAUAAGGAGUGGGUAGCAAAAUUUGAGAAGCCGAAAGGUGACCCCUCCGCUUUCCUAAAGCCAGCAACCACUCUCUUAUCACCAUAUCUGAAAUUUGGUUGUCUUUCUUCGAGAUACUUUUACCAAUGCCUUCAUGAUAUCUACAAGAGUGUUGGAAAGCAUACAUCGCCUCCGGUUUCGCUGGCUGGGCAGUUACUGUGGCGAGACUUCUUCUAUACGGUGGCCUUUGGAACUCCUAAUUUUGACUGUAUGAGAGGCAACAAAAUCUGCAAGCAGGUUCCUUGGAGGGAUGAUGAAGAAUUGCUUGUAGCUUGGAGAGAAGGUCAGACAGGAUAUCCUUGGAUUGAUGCUAUAAUGAUCCAGCUGAAGAAGUGGGGAUGGGUUCACCAUCUAGCACGGCAUUCCGUUGCAUGUUUCCUGACACGUGGCGAUCUGUUUAUCCACUGGGAGAAGGGACGUGAUGUCUUCGAAAGACUACUGAUAGAUUCUGACUGGGCCAUAAACAAUGGUAAUUGGUUAUGGCUCUCCUGUUCAUCCUUUUUCUAUCAGUAUUAUCGAAUUUAUUCUCCAAUCUCUUUUGGGAAGAAGUACGAUCCAAACGGAAACUACAUAAGACAUUUUCUCCCGGUGUUGAAAGAUAUGCCUAACGAAUAUAUAUACGAACCUUGGACUGCCCCACUAAGUGUUCAGAAGAAAGCAAGGUGCAUUAUUGGGAAGGAUUAUCCAAAGCCAGUGGUUGAUCACGAUAUCGCUAGCAAGGAAUGCAGGAAGAAGAUGGCAGAAGCUUAUGCAUCAAAUCAUUCAGGUGAGAAUGUGCCGAGUGGGAGGUCCUCAAAUGUCUUGCGAAGGAAACUGCAAAAUGAGAAUCGAGAGGGUUCUCCACCAACGAAUUCUAAACAAAGGAAAAAACACAGUUUGUUAUGAAGCGGCGAAAGGACUGCAGUCAUACUCUUUUACGCACUAUUCACUGAUAACAAGCAAUUUGUAGUUGUUACUAAUUCGAGCGCAGAAAAAGGUGGCUAUGUUUGAUCGACCUGAUGAGUAGCUUUUACUGUGUGUAGUGUCUGCUUGUAUUUGUAGGAUUCCUGCAAGAUUCAAUUUGAGAUGAAGCUUGAUAGAUUUUGGUAAUUAGUACCAGUUAACACAAACAGCAAUGAAGAAUAUUUCUCUUAAACUUAAACAAACACCGCCAACCGGGCGGAGAUUGAUGUAUUGCAAAAUCCCAAAGUUCAGUGACAUCUCCACCAGAAUCCAACUUUCCUUCUUGCUUA
Ananas comosus (pineapple) is the source of this 2078-nucleotide messenger RNA. RefSeq names its product (6-4)DNA photolyase. Gene Ontology annotation, molecular function: FAD binding; DNA binding. Gene Ontology annotation, biological process: circadian regulation of gene expression; entrainment of circadian clock by photoperiod. Lineage: Eukaryota; Viridiplantae; Streptophyta; Magnoliopsida; Poales; Bromeliaceae. The record is from RefSeq and is a predicted model, not a curated record. The coding region runs from base 1 to 1731 and encodes 576 amino acids. The transcript is spliced from 14 exons. Gene Ontology annotation, cellular component: cytoplasm; nucleus.